Molecule: messenger RNA, 2461 nt
Organism: Chenopodium quinoa (quinoa)
Lineage: Eukaryota; Viridiplantae; Streptophyta; Magnoliopsida; Caryophyllales; Amaranthaceae
Product: cytochrome P450 CYP82D47-like
Exons: 2
Coding region: 230-1576 (448 amino acids)
Biological process (GO): defense response to other organism
Molecular function (GO): monooxygenase activity; iron ion binding; oxidoreductase activity, acting on paired donors, with incorporation or reduction of molecular oxygen
Source: RefSeq, a predicted model, not a curated record
UGCAUCAUCAUGUUUAUUUAAAGAUGUUUUCUUCAGCAACUAAGCAUUAUUAAUUGGUUAAUUCCAUAAUAAAAUAUAUAAUCACAUCAUAUAAAAAAAUCCCAUUAUACAAAGAAGUGAUCGAACUAUCUCCCAAAAGAAAAGAUCUUGUUAAUAAGUUGUCUGAAAUCAAAAAAAUAAAAUUUCUCAAGAUACAUAUUCUUAUUUUUAGCACCAAAAAGAGCUCUAAAUGCAAAUGAAAUUUGAAUUUGGACUACCCAGUCAGUUCUCUGCUGAAGCUGCAAGCUUGCUUGCCUUAAUACUAUUUCUCUACUGCCUGUUUCGACGAAAACAGAAGGCGGAUACUAACGGAAAACUCCCUCAACCAUCUAGUUCAUGGCCUUUAAUUGGUCAUCUGCAUCUUCUGGGAGGACUUCCUCACAUAGCCUUGGGUAAAUUAGUAGAUAAAUAUGGUCCAAUUUUUAUGAUUAAGCUCGGUGUACAACGAGCCUUGGUCGUGAGCACAGCAGAGAUGGCAAAAGAGUGCUUAGGCGGCACCAAUGACAAAGUAUUCUUAAAUCGUCCCCAAUCAAUAUUUGUAGAACAUUUGGCUUACAAUGGUGCGAUGUUGGGGUUUAGCCAAUAUGGUCAAUAUUGGCGUGAGAUUCGUAAGAUUACCACCAUCGAGCUGCUGUCAAACCAUCGGGUGGAGAUGUUCAAAAAUGUCAGAAUCUCAGAGGUAAGAUCAGCAAUGAAGAGUAUAUCAGAUGUUAGGUCUGAAUCAACUGACAUGAAACAAUGGUUUACUGAUGUAAGUAUGAACACUAUUGUAAGAUUAAUUUCUGGCAAGUCAAUGAAGGAAUGUUACCAAGGAGAAGAAUAUGACAGGUGUGUAAAGGCAUUCAGGGACUUCUUCGAGUUGGCAGCUGCAUUCGUCCCUGCUGAUGCACUUCCCUUUCUGAGAUGGUUCGAUAUUGGUGGGUAUGAGAAAAAAAUGAAAGCCGCGGCAAAAGAGAUUGAUCAUAUAAUGCAUAACUGGUUGGAGGAGCAUAAAGAAAGAAGAGGAUCAAAAGAGGAAGAGGGGAAGCUUGAUUUCAUGAAUGUGAUGCUUGGGAUUUUCGAGACAGGACAGGAAACGCCUUCCAAAUUCGAAACUGAUACAAUCCUUAAAGCCACUUGUGCGGCAAUGAUUUUAGCGGCAGCAUACACUACAUCAGUAACCUUAACAUGGGCACUGUCACUGCUACUCAACAAUAAAGAUGUCCUGAAGAAGACUCAAGCAGAACUCGACAACGUGGUGGGCAAAGAAAGGCAGGUGGAAGAAUCAGACCUCAAGAAUUUAGUCUACUUGCAAGCAGUUCUUAAGGAGGCUAUGAGACUAUAUCCUGCUGUGCCACUUUCAGUUCCUCGAGUAGCCAUCACAGACUGCACUGUCAGCGGUUACAACGUCCCAGUUGGCACACAACUCUUUGUUAAUCUUUACAAAAUACACAGAGAUCCACAGGUUUGGGAAAACCCUUUAGAUUUUCACCAACAUAUAACCCCACAAACAAUUAAAUCAAAUAAUAUAAAGAACAGCAAAUUACAGAUAAGCUAGGAAAAAUCUUCAAAAUAUAUCAGCAACCAAGUAUAUAUGAUAUUUCUUGCUAUGUGGUUGUUAAUGCACAUUUUUGUUAAAGACUGAAAAAAACUAUUGACAACCAAAAUCUAAAUUCAGAGUUUCAGACAACUAACCAAAUAGAAAUAAGCUCUGAAUGGAGUUUCACAACCCCAUCAAGUUCUCGGUUGAAGCCGCCACAGGCGUGCUUGCGUUCAUACUAGUCCUUUACUGUCUAGUAAGAUGGAAAUGCAACGAUAACAAUACCAAAUUUGAUCCACCUGAACCAUCAGGUUCAUGGCCUAUUAUUGGCCAUUUACUACUUUUAGGAAAACUUCCUCAUGUAACCUUGGGAAAGUUAGCUGACAAAUAUGGUCCAAUCUUUAUGAUCAAGCUCGGUUUCACACGAGCCUUGGUUGUGAGUUCAGCAGAGACGGCUAAAGAGUGCUUAGGUACGAAUGACAAAGUAUUCUUAAGCCGGCCUCAGAAGAUCUUUGUUGAACUCAUGAGUUACAAAUCGGCUAUAUGGGGUAUGAGCUCAUAUGGCCAGUACUGGCGUGAGAUGCGUAAGAUCACCACCAUCGAGAUCUAAUCCAAUCAUCGGAUUGAGAUGUUCAAAGAUGUCAGAAUAUCUGUAAUACAAUCAGCCUUAAAAGUCCUCUUCGAUGAUUGUAGGAUCAAGGGAAGUUCGUUAGUUGAAAUGAAUCUAUGGUUGAACGACAUAAGCUUGAACAUUAUGGUAAGACUGAUUUCGGGGAAGUUGUUGAAGGAAUUCUACCAAGCUGAGAAAUGCAAUGAGUGUAGUCAGGCAUUCAGGGAUUUCUUCGAAUUGGCGGGUGCAUUUGUUCCUGCUGAUGCACUUCCCUUUCUAAGAAGGUUUGAUAU